This is a messenger RNA of Anoplophora glabripennis (Asian longhorned beetle), 2518 nucleotides long. Its product is annotated as protein Fe65 homolog. Gene Ontology annotation, cellular component: nucleus; cytoplasm. The transcript has 14 exons. Gene Ontology annotation, molecular function: transcription factor binding; amyloid-beta binding. Lineage: Eukaryota; Metazoa; Arthropoda; Insecta; Coleoptera; Cerambycidae. The record is from RefSeq and is a predicted model, not a curated record. Gene Ontology annotation, biological process: regulation of DNA-templated transcription. The coding region runs from base 188 to 2251 and encodes 687 amino acids.
UCUGUGAUUAUAGCUGUUAAUGUUAAAAAUGUUUGAAAUUCAUUAAAAAAAUUGAAUGUAUGUAAUUGUGUGCCCAACUGCUUAAGUCAGAAUAGGAGUAUAAAUCUCGUAGGUAGCCUCUGGGGUGGAAAGACUCUUUUGUAAUUGCUAUGGCUUCUAAAGGUAGGGAUAAAAAUUUGGCCUGGGGAUGUUGUGUGGAGAGUUCCAUAGGGCAAAUGUAGGUUUGCACAUAAGUAGCGCGUUUACUUCAGACAAUCAGAGCCCUUACUGCGCUUUAUUAACACUUGUUCAUGGGAUGGCUGCUAUUACAGCUCAAGUUAUUCAUGAUGAUGAGGAUAUCUUUCUUGGUAAUAUUUGUCUUCUAUUACUUAAUAAGAAUGGGUUAUUAAGUUACGAAAAUCCGAAUUAUCACAUAGGUCCAUCAGAUAGAUUGGAUGACGCAUUAAAUUCAAAUACAGAAAGUAUAUUUGACGAUUUAUAUCAAGAUAUAGAUGGUAUUUAUAAUAUGGGCCAAGGCGUAAAAGUACCUGUAAUGGGUACUACUGGUCGAAAAGUAUAUGCUGCCUUAGACAUUGGCUCUAUGGGAGUAGAUGUAAAUACAGGACCAUUCACAGAAACUGAUUCUUCAAAUAAUGUAGAUAAUAGGGAUAAUGAAUGGAAUGGAAAUACUCUUUCUCAAAUGGAUAUUAAUGAAAGUGCAACUGUUUGGGAAAAUAUUUGUGAGACAAAAGAUGUAAGCAACAAAGACGAAAAUACUGAAGUGAAACACAUAAUUGGAAAUAUUACAGAUGAUUUAUAUGCUAUUCCUAUGAAAAAAUGUGAUAAAACGAUUACAGACCAAAGAAAAUCAAUAAAUUCAGAAAAAGAAUGGAGCAAUCAUAAUGAAUUACCUCCAGGAUGGGAAAAACAUGAGGAUAAUGAUGGUCCAUAUUACUGGCAUAUAAAAAGUGGAACAAUACAAAGAGAAAUUCCAUGCACAGAAGAUCAGAAAAUGGAAAAGUCUGAAUCAAAAUGUAGUAUAAAAGAGAGUGACUUCAUUUCUUCAUUUGAAAACAGCAUAUCAGUAACAAGGAGUAGUACUAGUUCUGCUUUAGAUUUGGAAAGUGAUGAUAAAAAAAGGAAAGAAGACACGGCAUUAAAGCGAAGAAGUUAUCCUUCAAAACCUGAUAUAGAAGUUAAAGAACGUCCAAUAAGAUUCGCGGUUAGAUCGCUUGGAUGGGUUGAAAUUUCUGAAGAGGAUUUAACUCCAGAAAGAAGUAGUAAAGCUGUUAAUAAGUGCAUAGUUGAUCUAUCUUUAGGAAAAAAUGAUUUGUUGGAUGUUGUGGGAAGGUGGGGCGAUGGUAAAGAUUUAUUUAUGGAUUUAGAUGAAGGAGCUUUAAAGUUAUUUGAUCCAGAAAAUUUAACUGUAUUAAAUACCCAACCGAUUCAUACAAUAAGAGUGUGGGGAGUUGGAAGGGACAAUGGAAGAGAAAGGGAUUUUGCAUAUGUAGCUAGAGACCGUAGCACUCGUAAACACAUGUGCCAUGUUUUUCGUUGUGACAUGCCAGCUCGAACAAUUGCUAAUACAUUAAGAGAUAUCUGUAAAAAAAUAAUGAUUGAGAGAAGCUUGCAACAAAAUCUUGGGAAAAAUGUAGAUAUUAAUGGGAAGACCGUAGCCACCAGGCCAAAUAAUUUACCAACAGAACACAGGCGUACGACCAGAAAUAGUCAAAUUUUUAUUUCCCAGUCUUUUCCUACACCUAUGGAGGAACCAAAAAAGAUACUCAGAGCUGAAUAUCUUGGAUGCACUCAAGUAUCAAGUGCUACUGGAAUGGACACUAUAAAUGAAUCUAUAGAUAAACUUAUAACUUCUAUACCUCAAAAUCAGUGGCAACCAGUUAAUAUAUCCAUAGCACCUUCUAUGAUAACCAUUCACCAUCCAACUGAUGAUCACCUUAUUGCAGAGUGUCGAGUUAGAUACCUGUCGUUCUUGGGAAUAGGUAGAAUAAUAAAACAUUGUGCAUUUAUUAUGCAUACAGCACAAGAUACAUUUAUGUCACACGUAUUUUACUGUGAACCCUCUUCUGGAGCUUUAUGUAAAACUAUUGAAGCAGCUUGUAAGCUUCGAUAUCAGAAAUGUUUAGACGCUCAUCCACAAGGUUUAGGAGGUAGUAAUACAAUUCUACACACGCCUGGUACUAGCAUUGGAGCCGCUUUAAAAUCUAUAGUGGGAUCUUUAAGGAGUCGAAAAAAUAAAACUGUAGAUUCCUGAGAAAAAGUUUUGACUCUGCAGGAAUCUGGACUGGUCUCUGCAGAGCGUGAAGUAAUUAAACACCGACACCUGCAAUCUCCACUAACACCGAAGUAUUUUAGCACUAGUCUACCUUCAGCUAACUUCAACUCAUUUAUUUCGCUUUCGGCGGAACAAAGUUAUGUACAUCUUGCUCGUUGGGAUUCUAUCGAUUAAGUUUAUUAAUUUUACAGUUUACAAUUUCUUAAUUAUGUAUAUGUUUCAUUAUAAAAAAUUCACCUUAUCUCC